UCUCCGAGUCAAUUUCUACAUCGAGGUGCUUCGAAUUCUCACCAAUGUCGAGCUACCGUUCUCCUCGUUCAUCUCCUUGGCGGUGUAAAAGACUGAGGACGAGCUCACUCCCUCUCGACCUCCUCCACAACGUUCUCUCUCGCCUACCCACGACACUGCUCAUCAAGCUGAGGACCGUCUGCAGAGAGUGGCGCGACAUCAUCGAUGAUCCGCACUUUGCCGCCAUGCACGUCAAGAGCGGUGUCGAGAAUCCCCGGAUUCUGCUGCUCUCAAAGCCGAGUCGCGGUGCGGAUCCCAGAUUCACGGCGGUGAGCGACGAGCUCCUGGUGACUUCGCUCCCCAAAUCGGCCGUGACGGCGUGGUCCCACGGAGUUGGAGCUUCAUGUCACGGGUUGCUCUGCUUUGACGACCUCCUCCACGGCGGGACCUAUCUGCUCAACCCUCUGACCCGAGACAUCGUGUCGCUGUCGAGCGUCGGGCCGUGCAAGCGGUGGCACCAGCGCCGGAUAGCCAUCGGGGUGGACCACUUGACCAGCCGGUACAAGAUCCUGCGCAUGAGCUCGUUUAUCGGUAAAGACCGCCAAAUUUGCUCGAUGAGGGCAGAGGUCCUCGAUCAGGGCUCGAGGUCAUGGAGGGACAUAGCGAGCGUCCCUCCCUGCCUCCUCCUCGGAAAACCGGUGUUCACGGCCGGAUCAAUCCACUUGAUCGUCGCCGGCGCAGGCGACCAUGUUCACAGGAUCUGGUCAUUCGACCUGGCAAAGGAGGAGUUCGCGCGGACUCCGAGCCCAGAGUUUUGCGAGGCCAACCUGGUGGACCUCCGGGGAGUUCUGGGGCUCGUCGACUACUCGCAUCAGGAGAGCCACGAUGUGUGGGUGAUGGAGGAGAGUCGGGUGUGGGUGAAGAAGUACAGGAUCCCGCUGAGGUUGCCGUGGGGGGUGAAUAGUCACCGGUUCGGUUUUUUUAUGGGCUGUGGUGGCCGGAAGAUGGUGCUCAAGUUCUUGAAGAGCGUCUUGAGCUAUGAUCCGGCGACUGACGAGCUGGAGUAUGUGCAGAGAGGCGGCGCGUCGAUGGACAGACUUGUAGGCAGCAUCACCGUGAGUUUGCUUUCCCCGGCCAAAUUGUGGAAUGCGGACAAGGUCUCCUACCUUUAGUAUGGUUGCGACAUGCGUGAAUAAGCCCCGAUUUUGGUUUUGGCACAUCAUGAUUACUUCUUCUUUUAUAGUUGAUGAAUUUUGUUCAUGAGAUUGCAUAUAUUAUCCGUUUCUCUAAUC
Molecule: messenger RNA, 1271 nt
Organism: Syzygium oleosum
Lineage: Eukaryota; Viridiplantae; Streptophyta; Magnoliopsida; Myrtales; Myrtaceae
Product: F-box protein At3g07870-like
Exons: 1
Coding region: 45-1151 (368 amino acids)
Molecular function (GO): protein binding
Source: RefSeq, a predicted model, not a curated record